GGGCGGUGCUGUGGCGCCGUGCGGGAGCAGGAGCGGGGCUCGGUGCGCUCGCGCCGUUCCUCGGCCCUCAUGGCUCCUGCCCGCAGGAAGGCGGCCGCGGGCGCGCGCGGCAGGAAGCUGAGCGCCUUCCUGAAGGACUUCGACCGGGAGGUGAGGAGCCGGGUCGAGCAGCUGCGGACGAACGGGGAGCGCCUGGUCAAGGAGAUGGAGAACCUGUACGACGUGGAGCUCCUCCGGCUGCCCGCGGCGCUCCGCGAGAUGAACUGGCUGGAGUUCUUCGGUGACGCUGACCGAGCCUCAGGAGCCCCGGGCGGCACGUGGCUAGAAGUGAGAGCUCAGUCCAUCUGCAGGUUUGGAGGCACAUGCCUGCCAGCAUGGACGGAGCCUGGGUGGGGACCUGGAGACCUCAUCGCCCACGCGGCCUCAUCUCGGCCCAGUUCCCCAGCCCCGGGCCCCAGUACUCCAUCCCGGGGACAACAGGUUAUGUGGGCCACAGCCCCACCAAAGCCCGUGCCCCCGCCUACACGUUUAGAGGGACCAAACCGCCUGCGGCAGGGAGCUGCGGGCCAGGUCCCUGCUACUUUGUGGAGCCCGCCAUCACCAGGAACGGGAAGUACGUAGGCUCCGGGCGCCCAGCUUCCGGGGACGACCCGCGACGAAGACCACCGUCACUCCCGGACCAAGUGACUACCGCACCGAGGCAGCCAACAGGCACGUCUUCAAGUGCCCACCGGUGCAGUCCAUGGCCUUCCGGCGGGAGCCCCUCCGGACAGACCACCCUCCAG
This is a messenger RNA of Gallus gallus (chicken), 785 nucleotides long. RefSeq names its product borealin-like. The coding region runs from base 70 to 621 and encodes 183 amino acids. Gene Ontology annotation, biological process: mitotic sister chromatid segregation. The record is from RefSeq and is a predicted model, not a curated record. Gene Ontology annotation, cellular component: chromosome, centromeric region; chromosome passenger complex; spindle midzone. Lineage: Eukaryota; Metazoa; Chordata; Aves; Galliformes; Phasianidae. The transcript has 6 exons.